CCGAAGGCUUUUGGGUGGCAUCGCCCUUUUCUCUUCAUUAACCCGCUGGCGAGCCGAGCCAGGGGAGGAUGAGGUCGUCCUGUGUCCUGCUCACGGCCGUGGUGGCGCUGGCCGCCUAUUACGUCUACAUCCCGCUGCCCAGCUCCGUGUCCGAUCCCUGGAAGCUGAUGCUGCUGGACGCGAUUUUCCGGGGCACACAGCAAGUGAGUAACCUGAUACACUACCUGGGACUCAGCCAUCAUCUGCUUGCGCUGAACUUCGUGAUCAUUUCUUUCGGCAAAAAAAGUGCAUGGACGUCUGCCCAAGUGAAGGUGACUGACACUGACUUUGAUGGUGUGGAAGUCAGAGUGUUUGAAGGCUCUCCAAAGCCAGAAGAGCCGCUGAGACGCAGCGUUGUUUAUAUCCACGGAGGAGGCUGGGCCUUGGCAAGUGCAAGACUCAGGUAUUACGAUGAGCUGUGUGCAGCAAUGGCUGAGGAACUGCAUGCUGUCGUUGUCUCCAUUGAUUACAGGCUAGUUCCAAAUGUUUAUUUUCCUGAGCAAAUUCAUGAUGUUGUACGCGCCACAAAGUAUUUCCUGCAGCCAGAAGUCUUACAGAAGUAUAUGGUUGACCCAGGCAGAAUUGCCAUUUCUGGUGACAGUGCUGGUGGGAAUUUGGCUGCUGUCCUUGGACAACAGUUUAAUCAAGAUGCUGACCUAAAAAAUAAGCUCAAACUGCAGGCUUUAAUUUAUCCAGUUCUUCAAGCUUUAGAUUUUAACACACCCUCUUACCAACAAAAUGUGAAUGCCCCAGUCCUGCCCCGCUAUGUCAUGGUAAAGUAUUGGGUGGACUACUUCAAAGGCAACUAUGACUUUGUGCAGGCAAUGAUAGUUAACAAUCACACUUCACUUGAUGUGAAAGAGGCUGCUGCCCUCAGGGCCCGUCUAAACUGGACGGCCCUCUUGCCUGCAUCCAUCACCGAGAACUACAAGCCUGUUGUGCAGACCACAGGCAAUGCCAGGAUCAUCCAGGAGAUCCCUCAGUUGCUGGAUGUCCGUUCUUCCCCACUCAUCGCAGACCAGAAAGUGCUACAGCACCUCCCAAAGACCUAUAUUCUGACGUGUGAGCAUGAUGUCCUAAGAGAUGAUGGGAUCAUGUAUGCCAAGCGUUUGGAGAGUGCAGGUGUGGAGGUGACCCUCGAUCACUUUGAGGAUGGCUUCCAUGGAUGCAUGAUUUUCACCAGCUGGCCCACCAACUUCUCAGUGGGAAUCCGGACUAGGAAUAGUUACAUCAAGUGGCUGGAUCAAAACCUUUAAAGGAGUAAAACUUCUAGAAGUCUCAAACCCCUCCUGACCUCCUGCACCUGCUUUGGAAAGACAAGCACUUUUUAGUUGACUAAUUUCCCCCAGUUACUUGUGAGGUGUGGAAUGUCUAUUUCCUUCAGACUUUAUGGUAAUUUAAUUUUUUUUUAAAUGAAUUUGACUAACUUGAGUGCAAAAACAUCUUAAUUUGAUUCCCAAAGUGGGCUGGUCUCUCUGUUUUUAUUAUUUUAGCCAACUACUAAUACCCACAGCUGUAGAAAGCAGGACUAGGAGCUGGAAAUCACCUUGGGUCCUGCCUUAAUCCAGAUGUUCUUUUCAUAAGAAAUUCUUCCAGUUGUGGAUGAUAUAAUGACCUUUAAUGAGUUAAGAAAAUGUGGGCCCUUAUUCAGCUUGCUCAAGUUUACUUUGGGUUCAGAGCAGUGUUAAAUGUGUGCACCAUCAGGUCAGUGCUAGGGACAUAGUGCCCUCUGUUCUUUGUGGAUGGAUGGUUUUGUUUCCUAUGGGAAUUUCAGCAAAGGCUUCCUAGCAAGGACAAGUUUCUCAAAGGACUUUCUUCCUCUGGAGUGUCAAUUUUAUGGGAUGGCUAUCUAUAAGUCCAUUUGGGUUAUAAUGACACUUGCGAGUUACUUUCUACCAUUAUUAUUAGAAAAUAUGAGGUUGCAUGCACUGGCUGUCUGUACAUCAGUAUGUUUUUGUUGUUUUUUGGUUAUUCCAUCUCCUUGGGGAAAUCCUUUGGGAAUGAAUUUAUUUAGAUUUAGAAUAAAUUUUCCAUUACAGAACAAGUAAAAAUAGACAAAUGAAACAUCCUAUUGUUUCAUAAAAAUACUUCUGAUGUAAAUUACCAAGAGCAGUGUGUAUAUAUUUGGCAUAGUCAGAAAAUACAUUUAAUAUAAGUUUAAAAUUAUGAAAAAUACCUUUAGCAGGUCAACUUUUUUUACUUCUAUGGAUUUUAAA
This is a messenger RNA of Cynocephalus volans (Philippine flying lemur), 2255 nucleotides long. RefSeq names its product neutral cholesterol ester hydrolase 1 (gene NCEH1). The transcript has 5 exons. Lineage: Eukaryota; Metazoa; Chordata; Mammalia; Dermoptera; Cynocephalidae. Gene Ontology annotation, molecular function: lipase activity; carboxylic ester hydrolase activity. The coding region runs from base 69 to 1295 and encodes 408 amino acids. Gene Ontology annotation, cellular component: membrane. The record is from RefSeq and is a predicted model, not a curated record.